AGCCGAGUCGUGACGUCACCAACGGGUCUGACAGCCGACGUUGCAGCCAUGGAGGAAGUGAGAGUGUUUCCUCUGACCUGUGCCGUGCAAAAUUAUGCGUGGGGGAAGGUCGGGCUGGAUAGUGAAGUGGCCAAACUCGUGGUUGGUGGAGAUCCAGUAGCUGUUGUAGCGGAUGGCAAGCCCUAUGCAGAGCUGUGGAUGGGUGCCCACCCAAAAGGGCCCCCCCCCCCCCCGGGCCAGCUGCCCUUCCUCUUCAAAGUCCUUUCUGUCAACACAGCAUUGUCCAUACAGGCCCACCCCAACAGAGAGUUAGCUGCUCGUCUCCAUGCUCAGUUUCCGGAGCACUAUCCAGACAACAACCACAAGCCGGAGAUGGCCAUUGCUCUCACCCGCUUUCAGGGCCUCUGUGGCUUCAGACCAGUGGAGGAGAUCCUGGGAUUUCUUAAAUCUGUCCCAGAGUUCCAUGCUCUGGUGGGCAACGAGGCAGCAGGCGAGCUGCUGUGCAGCAUGGGAGAUGCGGUUCAUACGAGCCAGGUGCUGAAGAAGUGCUUCACCAGGAUGAUGAACUGUGAGAAGAAGGUGUUCGUAGAUCAGCUCAACAUGCUGGUCAAGAGAGUCACAGAAGAGGGUGCAGCAGGGAAGGACACAUCAAGCAGCAACGGGGAUAUGCUGCUCCGUCUCCACUCCCAGUAUCCCGGAGACAUCGGCUGCUUCUCCAUCUACUUUCUCAACCACAUUGUCCUGGAUCCAGGCCAGGCCAUGUUUCUGGGAGCCAACGAGCCUCACGCUUACCUUUACGGAGACUGUAUCGAGUGUAUGGCCUGCUCAGACAACACGGUGAGGGCCGGUCUGACACCGAAAUACAUUGAUGUCAACACGCUGUGUGAGAUGCUGAACUACAGCCCAGCCCCCGCCAGCUCCAAAAUCUUCCCAUGUGUCCAGGACGCUUCAGAUCCCUGUGUGUCCCUGUACGACCCCCCAGUGCCAGACUUUACUGUAAUGAGAAUACAGGUCCCAGCCUCGGUGAAGCAGUACACUGUGGCUCCGGUCGACAGCGCCAGCAUCCUCCUGGUCAUCGAAGGCGACGCCACGGCAACCUCCGCUGCCGCCCUCUCUGACGUCACACUGAGGCGGGGCACUGUCCUGUUUGUCUCAGCCAAUGAGAGCGUCUCCCUGCACAUCACCUCCCAGUCAGGGAUGAACAUGUUCCGAGCAUGCUGCCUCCUGUAGGCGUGAGUCUGUGUGUGAAAGCUCAUACUACCUGUGUUUGGUUUCCUCUGGUUUGAAUCAGAAAGGUCUACAUUAAGGAUUGAGUCAUGAUGAUGAUGAUGAUGAUGAUGAUGAUCGCUGUGCACUUUUUAGUAGGUAGUAUGUUAAAGGAGCUUUCAAACACAUUGUCUGUGCCCGCUGCUCCCCCAAACCUGAAUCCACCUGCAGACUGCACUAGUCGCUGCCCAAGUUCUUUCGCUUUAAAAAUCCAGCUGUAAUCCAUUGCUGCUGGAUCUUAAUUGGUUAGAACUUGUUUACCUGUAGUGGUGCAGUGACUAGGGUUGGGCAUUGAGAACCGAUUCCUACUUGGAAUCGUUUCAACAAUUACGAUUCCAGUGGAAUCGUUUCUUUAUUGGAAUCGUUUGGAGGAUUUGGUCUCAAAUCUGAUCAUAGGUUCCAAAUUUAACAUACGCAAGUUUAGGUUUCCCUAGUGGCCAGGUGCUUGUUGUGUUGCAGCCACGGAGCACAGUAAGCGGCGCUCUAGUGUGGCAUUAUUUUACGUUGGAAAAAGCCCGGUAAAACUGCAACCCACCAUUGAAUCAAAAUAAAACU
Molecule: messenger RNA, 1821 nt
Organism: Perca fluviatilis (European perch)
Lineage: Eukaryota; Metazoa; Chordata; Actinopteri; Perciformes; Percidae
Gene: mpi
Product: mannose phosphate isomerase
Exons: 9
Coding region: 49-1230 (393 amino acids)
Biological process (GO): carbohydrate metabolic process; GDP-mannose biosynthetic process
Cellular component (GO): cytosol
Molecular function (GO): zinc ion binding; mannose-6-phosphate isomerase activity
Source: RefSeq, a predicted model, not a curated record